AUGGACUCCUGUGCGGCGCUCUUCGCGCGGCCGAGCUUGGAACUGGAGCCGCCCUUCAAGCUGGUGGGCUCGGUGCUCUCUGAGGAGUCGUCGCUGGAGGAUCCACCGUCCAGAGUUCCCACUUGGUCAAGGUUGAAGAGUGACGCUGAGUCGUUGCCUUGGAGCCCCACAGGCUCCGCAGGAGAACACAGUGCAGCGUCCAGGCGGGCAGACGUGCCAGAGCAUCCGUUCGAUGCACCUCAGCAGGAGAUCCUCUCCCAGACUCAAGUGAUGUCGAAGGUUCUAGCCAGCUUAUGUGAUGCUCAGCAGUAUCACAUGCCUCGCUACAAGAAUUGGAAGAACACCAAGCCGGAGCGAGUCAGGACGGCCUUGCGCCAGCGGCCGCCCUGGAGUGGCCACCGGCAACGACACGGUGUGCCUGGCUCGGCCAGGGAAGGCAUCUUGAAAGUCCUUCGGCAGCUCUUCGGACGUCACUUUCAGGACGAAGAGGUGCGCGUCGAGGUGGCACGUCCUGGUGUGGGGCUGGAUGGCACGUUGGAACUUCCACGUUUGGAGGCGAUGAUCUACGGCCGCGCGGCGCCGCUGAGCGGCUGCUGUGGCAGCUCGGUGCUGAGCUUCUUUGACGCCACCUGCGGCGUGGCGGUGAUUUGCGUCCGGCGGACCUGCCGCUGUCCAGCCUUGGUGUUGCAACCUCUCAGCGAGCCGCUGCGGCUGUCGAUCUGGGGGCUCUACUUGGCCCUGACGGAUGGCGUACUGCCGAAGCACAGGCCGCCGCCCGCGGCGCGUGCGACGCACGCGCCGGAGAUGACGACUCAUGCGGGUGGACUGAAGGAGGAGCUCCAGCCGCUGUUGCUUGAGCCCCCCAAGGAGCCCAAGAGCUGUGAGGACCACGUCACAGGCAGCUCCCGCGUUCCUCUUGAGCAACCUUUGGAGCCGGAGAGGCGGGUGAAUGACCUGGAGGCGGAGGAGGCGGGGUGGGAACGUGGUGGAAGGCCGGCGGCGGCCUGGGACCAGUUUGCCCCAAAGACUCUGAGGUCUCCAAAAGCGGGUUCCCUCCCCACCGCGCACGUCUGUGCUCGUGGUGGGCCGGUGGUGGAUCCCACAGCCUUCAAUCGAACGAUCGUCCUUCGCACAGGGGCCGGAGGUGGAGCAGCUGGAGGAGGAGCGGCCGAGGCGAAUCACAUGAUGAAGACCUGGAUGAUCCUGGAGUUUUUCUCCUCGAAGCAGAGCACCUCUUACUGGUGUCUUCCGACGGCAAGUGAGACCGUCCGGAAGCCCUUAGACCGGAGGCCGAAGGUCCUUCUUGCCAAUGAGCCCACCUUUGGAAGUCGCAUAGCCCCUCUUACAUGGGCAGAGUCCUUCCCGCUUUCAGCCAUGGAUUGGAUUCAGUGCUCCAACCCCAGCAGCUCACCCGAGCAGCUCGCGGCUCACCCAGCGUCGGAGCCAUUCCGAACAGACAUGGCCAAUCCGAGAGAAGCAGCUCUCUUCUGGGUGGGUUGA
Durusdinium trenchii is the source of this 1500-nucleotide messenger RNA. Lineage: Eukaryota; Dinophyceae; Suessiales; Symbiodiniaceae. The record is from the annotation of a GenBank genome assembly.